AUGUCGACUCCGGCUAGAAGACGAUUGAUGCGGGACUUCAGGCGGCUCCAGAACGACCCUCCGUCUGGUGUCACGGGGGCGCCGAUGGACAAUAACAUCCUGGCGUGGCAGAUGCCGCGGCAGAAGUAUUGCAGCACUUUCUCGAACGCAUGGUUGAAAUCACCGGCUUGAAAUCCCGGGUACCUGCCGGAUUUGGUCCGUACAAUCCUAAAAGUCGAGGUGUAUUUCAAGUGCUGGUGUGAGUCGCCGCCGUCGGAUACCGAUUGUGCGUCAAUAAUGUUGCAACUCGACGCAUGCAUACAGUAGGAAGAAACAUGGGUAUCGUUUUCUGAAAUUAUUCCAUCGACAAAGGAUGCCGAGUGAAAAUGGAGACUGCUGAUUGGCGGGCGCCGAGUUAUGUCAGUCCAGCUGUCUCUUUUGCUUUUUUCUUUGCUUCUACUACAAAAAAUCAAAGAACCCACAUCUCUUGUUGGCAUUUUCCCGCAUGUUUCGUGCCUUGUCCAAAAGGUACCACAUUUUUCCUUCUUCCAAAUGUGACGACAGAAAUGUCUGUGCCCGUUGCGCAUUCUUUGUCUUUUCUUGAAAUACUUGCAAUUCAACCUGAACACAACUAAUCCGUCUCCCGUAGAUACGGGUCUUGUUUUUUUUUUUUUUCAUAUUUUUCCCCGGUUGCUCAGAAUAUUCUGUUGGUGUGCGUGGCUGCUUUGAAGGUUUCCCCCGGUUGGCUAAGACAACAGGCACAUGGUCAACAGAAGAAUACCAACCGUCCUACAACAUGCACACGCACCCAAACGAAUUGGCUGCUGGCCGUCACC
This is a messenger RNA of Ectocarpus siliculosus, 815 nucleotides long. Lineage: Eukaryota; Phaeophyceae; Ectocarpales; Ectocarpaceae. The record is from the annotation of a GenBank genome assembly.